This is a messenger RNA of Paramecium primaurelia, 3234 nucleotides long. The record is from the annotation of a GenBank genome assembly. NCBI's taxonomy places the organism in Eukaryota, Ciliophora, Oligohymenophorea, Peniculida, Parameciidae.
AUGUAGUUAUCUAAAAAAUUUGAAGAAUUUUAAGACCUUGAUCCAAAUGAACAUUUUCCUUAAAGGCGAGUAUCAAGAACUAUAGGUUAUUAGAAUAGUGAAUCUAUUCAAGAAGAAGAUGAGGAACAGUCUUCUUCUAGUAUGAAUUUACCAUAACCAAAAAAUUCAUUUAUGAUUUCUUCAAUCAAAUAGCCAGUUGAUUUUUCUGGAAGUGAUAUGAAAGUACCUACAAUUUAUACAAAUAUGCAUUCAAAUAAAAAUUUUGAUAAGAACCCUUUUAAAUAAGAUUCAAAAUAAAGAGUUGAUAAUAGUGGUAGUGUAUUGAUUGAUGUAUCAGUAUUGGACCCAUAAGAUUCAUUAUAAUCUGAAUCUGUAAGAAUGAAGAUUUAUUUUAUAGCUACAAUCAGAAUUGAUGGAUAAAAAUAAUAAAUCUUCCACACUUAAUUCAUUUCAUGUGAAGAAUUUAGUGACUAAAUUUGUUCAGAAGAUGAAAAGAAAUAUUAAUUGGAAUUAAUUAAAAGACAUUACUUUAAUUGAUGAUUAAACAUCAAGUAAAUAUUUUUUAAAUAUCAAUAGUCUAACCCUAAUUAUAUAAAUGGUUCACAAUUUCAUAUUUCAUUUUGACUUCUCUUAUCAUACUUGCAUCAUCAAUAUUUAUACCUAUACACAUAGCUAAAGAAUCAGGUUUUGAAAUUCCUGCAUAUUUAACUCAUUGUUUAGCAAUAAUUCAAAUAAUUGCUGAUAUUUAUUUUAAGAGAGGACCUUUUCAUUUGAGUGAAGGUAAGUUUAAUACUGAAUAUGUUGAUUAAACUAAAUUAGCCUUAGAUUUUAGUAGAUUAGCAUCAGCUAUAGUUUUAAUCUUUCCAUAUUAAUAUGAACUCAAUUACAUCAUUAUACCUUAUAUCAUAAUGUAAUUGAUUAGACAAGCAGAACGUUUUGAAAAUAUAUACAAUUCUACGUAAUUAAUAAUUUACAUAUUAAUUCUUUGGGUGGCAUUAAUUAUGACAUUUGCUUGUUUAUUAGAAUCUGAUGAAGGUAUAAAUUAUUCAAUUACUUUGGCUGUCUCUAUAUUGACUCAUAAUGGUGCUAUAUCUAUUGAUGUCACUCAUUCAAAUGCCUUACUCUUACAAAGUUUUAUGAUUAUUAGUUCAUUCACUAUGAUUUAUACAGCUUCAGCAAUUUUCAUUUGGAUUAAACCUGUAAUGAAAUUAGAAGAAGAAAAAGAAAAACAUUUAGCUUCAUUUUUAAAUGGAAUUAAAGAUAAAAAAAUUGAUUAUGGAUUACAAUGUCGUUGUUACUCUUAUUUAGAAUAUGUAAUUGAUGUAAUGCCAAUCUAUUAUCUAAGGUUAGGAAGACAUCAUUAAGACAAGAGAUCUAUUAUCUAAAAAGUUGUCACCUGGUCUUUAGGAAGAAUUAUAAGUUUCCAUUCGUUCUAAGAUGGUUGAUAAAAUUAGAUUAUUUGAUAAAUUUUCAUCCAGUUUGAAGUAAUAAUUAAUAUAUUGGUUUGAUAUUGCAUAAUACAAUCCUGAAGAGAAUAUUGUUUAAGUAUGAGAAUACAUUUUAAAUUAUAUUAGGAACAUUAAGUUGAAGAUUUCUGUCUCUACUUUAUUUUAAAAGGAAAAGUUAAAAUACAAUUUUAGGGAUACUUUUAAGGUAAACCAAAAAGGACAUUUCAUACAUUAUAAGAAGGAUAAACCUUUGGGGAAUUUUCAUUCAUAACUGGAAUUCCUCCUUAUAUUUCAAUUAAUAGUUAAGGAUUAACUACAGUUUUAAAAUUGAGAAGAUCUGAUUUCUUAGAAAUAAUUAAGACUUAUCCUUAAGACAAUGAGAUGUUUUGUUUAUUCAAAGAUAAUUGUUACUAGAAUCAUAAUAUGUUUGAAUGCAAUUAUUGUAAAAUCAAAGGUCAUUUAUUAUUUGAAUGUCAAUACUUAUAGUAUUAUCCAAAAAAAAUAAACGUAAUUGAAAAACAUAUAUACCCUCAUCCAUAAUAACGGUUUAAAAUUGAAAGAAGAAAUAAAGAACCUAAGGCUUUGUUAAUGCUAUUUGUUGUAGGGGAACGAGCCAAACAAUAUCAAUAGAAAUUAUCAUAAGAAGUUAUGACAUCUGAAGACUUUCCUAUGUCAUCUCAAUUACCUUAUAGUGAAAGUAUUUAUACUCUUGAUAUAAAUAUAUAUUAAAUCUACAUAGAUUAGACCUAACAAUCCGCAAGCUAUUUGAGUAAAACCCAAUCCGUGCACAAAUAUAGUCCUGAAUAAUUAAGUGAUAAUCCAGACAGUGAAGAAGAUCAACUCUAUGAAGAAUUAGCCAUCGAUCCAGUACUUAAUAAUUAGUUAAGAAAAUAAUAAAACAAAACUACUUUAAGAACUGCAGGAUUUCCCUUUAUGUCUGAAACAUUAGGUAUUUCUAUCUAAUAAAUUAACUCUAGAAAACUUACAUAAAGAGAAAUUGCAAGUUAUUACUGAAUAAUCUUAAAGUAAGUAAUUUGACUCUCUUAAUUCAAAAUAAGAGGAUACUAAUUAAUUAAGCAAGUAAAGUAGUGGUUCCUAAGCAUUUGCUAAGAAGAAUCAUCUCUAUAGUGCUGCUCGUUCUAUGCAUGCCAAACUUACAUUUCGUUAUUAACAAUAACAAUCAGGAUAAAUAGAUGAUCAAUUUCAAUAUCAAUAAUAACAAUAAUAGAAUUCAAUCAGAUAAACAUCAAAUCGUUCUAAUACAUAUUCCAAUCCUCUAUCUAAUAAUUUAUCUAAUAAUCCUUCAAGUAAUUCUAAGGCUAAUACUAAAUCUGCAAGAGUCUCUCCAACAUAAUUUCAAUAACCUCCUCCUUAAAAAAAGAAGGAGGAAAGAGGAUCUCAUAGUGAUUAAUCACUUUCAGAAUAAUAAAGACAUACAAACAGAAAGAAAAGUACUAAAACAGGAACAAAAGUGAGUAUUCUCAAUUAGAUGUCACAGUUCUAAAUAAUUAACACUCCAGAGGUAUUCAAUUUAAUUUAUUAAAAGAAUCAUCACUAUUAAUAUAAUGAUAUUGUAUUUAACAGAUUUGAAAAGAUGCAUUUAUUUAAGUAUUAUAAUCCACAUAAUAACUACAAUAAUGUAAUUAUAAGGUACAAUUUAUAAUCAAAGAAUAGAAUGAACAAAUUCCAUAGAACAAAGAAAAGUAAGCCAAUUCAUUACACUAUAAAAUGUUUUGUAUCUUCAAAAAUAAGGAGAGUAAAAAAGAUUUUGGAUUCUUAGUUAUGA